Messenger RNA from Branchiostoma belcheri (Belcher's lancelet), 719 nucleotides. RefSeq lists its product as uncharacterized. NCBI's taxonomy places the organism in Eukaryota, Metazoa, Chordata, Leptocardii, Amphioxiformes, Branchiostomatidae. The coding region runs from base 115 to 699 and encodes 194 amino acids. The record is from RefSeq and is a predicted model, not a curated record. The transcript has 2 exons.
GUUCUGUUUCCUUGUCGGAGGUAGAGCUGUCUUAGGGGCCGCUUUUGACAAAUUUGCUCCUUUUCUUGACGCCACAGUUAUAUUACAUUUAUUAGCUAUCGUUACGGGAGUAAGAUGUCAUCAGAUAAGCUAACUUAUGGUCGCUUGGUGCCCGAGAGGGGAACUCGCGGCCGCCGGGAGCGAACAGGCGGCUUGCCCGGGUCUUGGGUAGCGCUGCUGCUGGGGGCGGGAGCGGUGGUCGCCUCCGCUGCGGUGGUGGCCGUGAUCUUGCAGAACAUCGGACACGAGAUGGGAGAUCUCCGGGCAAGAGUGGAGAGGGGACAGGAAGACAUCGCUAAACUCCAAGCCCGCGCAGAGAGCGCAGAGAGAGACCUAAAAGAGGCGCAAGCUCGGGCAGAGAGGGACCAAUCCAAACUCCUGCAGGAGAUUAUGUCCCUGAGAGAGAGGGUUGUGGUGCUGGAAACACAAACCCUAGACGGAAGUCUUCCACCGAGCCACGCCGAACAACAAACACCUGACACUGGUCCUGUGUCGAACCCUGAAGGAGACUCUAGUGACAUCAAUACGGGGGUGCAGAGCCGCAAUGACACGCUAGGGGGACAUCUGUACCGGCACAAAAGGGAGGCACCGAACGCGAACUGGGUCCGACUUCCCGCCAUCACAUGUGGGGGAGUUGAAGCCCAUUCCUUUUGUGGCUAGCUGGGAUGGUUGACUGUUGU